This is a messenger RNA of Ceratina calcarata, 3253 nucleotides long. Its product is annotated as facilitated trehalose transporter Tret1. Lineage: Eukaryota; Metazoa; Arthropoda; Insecta; Hymenoptera; Apidae. Gene Ontology annotation, molecular function: sugar transmembrane transporter activity. Gene Ontology annotation, cellular component: membrane. The transcript is spliced from 3 exons. Gene Ontology annotation, biological process: transmembrane transport; carbohydrate transport. The coding region runs from base 452 to 2047 and encodes 531 amino acids. The record is from RefSeq and is a predicted model, not a curated record.
UUCGCUGCGCGCGCGUUGUUAUUUAAUUAAUGUGUACAAAAUUUUCGCUGUUCGUUAUAAUACUUCUCUUCAACGUAAUAAUACUUAAACCGGGCAAUUAGAAAAGCGUGAAACAGUGGAGAGUUGACAUAUGCGUUGUCGAUGGAAAAAGAUACUUAUCAAUUAUCACGAGACGGGACGCAGGAUAGGCGUUUCAAGAAUUUUCUGAGAGAGCGUAAGCUUUUCCGGGAGAUAGCGCGUAAUCUUGUGCGGCUUCGUUGAGGAAGACACUCGGAGAAAGACAAGAGGCUGAACAAAGACAGGAGGAAAACAAAAAGAGAAGAAGAGACGAUGACGAGCGAUUCUAUUCGUAUAUUGUUAUUGUAGCAUCAUGAUUAACGGACUGUGAUAUAACUUGUACAUAUCCGGCUUUAUUUUAUAUUUAAAAUCGUUGUCGACUCAGGGAGGGACCAUGGCAGACAAAAACAGUGAUAUUCAGAGUUCGGACAAGUCGUCCUUGGUCGAACCAACGAUUCUACCGAAAACGUUGUCAUCGAACAAAUUGGCCGAUGGCAAACUUCCGCUCCCAUUAAACAGUAAGAAUAGCGACCCUGAGGCCGGAGAAAAUGUGAACGGUAGCGUUGUCAAACAAGUGCUGGCAGCUAUCGUGGCCCAGCUCGGGACCAUUGGCACCGGUAUGACCUUCGGCUUCUCUGCCAUCGCGCUACCACAACUUCAGGAAGCGAACAGUACCAUUCCCAUCGAAGAGGGAUCCACAGAGGAAUCAUGGAUCGCUAGUAUGUCGUCUAUCGGAACUCCGAUCGGUUGCCUGAUUUCCGGUUACAUGAUGGACGUACUGGGUAGAAAACGAUCGCUAAUCAUCACAGAGAUCCCAGCACUGCUCGGCUGGAUUCUAAUCGCGUUCGCCACCGAUAUACGCAUGAUAUACGCCGGCCGAUUUUUCGUGGGUCUCGGCUCAGGCAUGGUAGGGGCCCCAGCACGAGUUUACACCGGAGAAGUGACACAGCCUCACUUACGAGGGAUGCUAACCGCCUUCGCGAGUAUCGGAGUGAGCACCGGCGUGAUGAUCGAAUACGCACUAGGAAGCGCAUUAGCAUGGAACACCUGCGCGGCCAUCAGCGGCAUUCUACCUCUCGCAGCUCUGCUGUUAAUGUUCCUUUACCCAGAAACACCGUCUUACCUCAUAUCCCGCAGCAGGCCGGAGAAAGCGCGGAAAGCGUUGAAACAAUUUCGUGGCAGCACGUACAACGUCAAUCAAGAAAUGGAAACGCUGAUCGAUUUCUCUAAUAAGAACAACAUCAAACAUUUAACCGGACUCCGCGAGAUAGUCAGGGCUCUAUUAAAGCCGAACGCCCUCAAACCAUUUACACUGCUAUUUCUGUACUUCUUGAUUUACCAGUGGUCCGGUACGAACGUGAUCACGUUCUAUGCCGUCGAGAUCUUCCACGACUCGGGUGCCACGUUGGACAAGUACUUAGCUGCAGUAAUCCUUGGAGUAGUCAGACUCGCCUCCACUAUAGUCGCUUGCAUUCUCUGUAGAAUAUGCGGCAGAAGACCACUGACUAUGGUCUCCUCCAUUGGCUGCGGAUUGUCAAUGCUGGGAUUAGGCGGCUAUAUGUGGCUGAAGACUUAUUGGACCGCGAACAGUUUGCCGAUAAUUGCAACCUGGUUCCCCGUUUUCUGCAUAUUCGCGUACACUAUAACGUGCACCCUCGGUUUUCUUGUUAUACCGUGGGUGAUGAUUGGUGAAGUUUAUCCAGUUCAAGUGCGAGGUAUCAUAGGCGGUUUGACUACGAUGGCGGCUCAUUCUUUUAUCUUUACUGUGGUGAAGACGUACCCGUUCUUGGUGCACGCGAUCACUCGGCAUGGUACUUUCAUUUUAUAUGGCGGGAUAUCUUUGUUUGGUACGAUUUACUUUUACCUCUGUCUUCCUGAGACAAAGGGUAAAACGUUACAGGAGAUUGAGGAUUAUUUCUCUGGUAGAAAAAACAAUUUGACGACAAAUAGCAUGGUUUUGAAGGUGGAGAAGGGCCAGGUAUUGCCUUGAAAUUAUACAGUCAAUAGGAUUAAUAUUCGGAGGGUCUUCCAUUUAAGCCAGCGAUUGCAAACAGUUAUGAUAUUGGUCUCGAUUCUUGAUAUAGUUAUUGAGAACCGAAAACAUGGCUGUACUGUUAUUAGAUAUAUCCAUCAUGACUUUUAUCGGUUUGGGUUUCGGUACUUCGGGAGCGACAACUAUUAUUUUCCGGUUCUGUAUUUUAGUUCUACCGAUAUUUAUACUUGAAGCAGUGAGUAUAAAUUGUGAUGUGAACAGAAAUUGGGACAUUUAUUAUACUCCUUACUUAAAACAACUAUAAUCGAAACGAAGAACGAAUUUGAAAGACGCAACCGAUUUAGUAUUGAUUCUGAAAAAUUGAAACUAAAACCGAUGUUAGUCGAUGUAUCUAACAACAAUUAUGACGUUUUUUCGGAUCUCCGUAACUAUAUUUCUGUCAAAACCGAUAUUUAAACUAGUUAAUUGUCAGAUGUCCUAUCACGGAAAUAUAUCGCUGAUGUAGCUACCAGUAUAGUAUCAAUUUUAAUGAACAUAUGUUUUUUACUGUGCCAUUUUACUUCGAUACCUUUGACGCUUCGCGUGUCCAUUUUCAAGUUAUUUAAUAAGGAGCUUAAGAGUUUUCGAAUAAUUUAAAUUGUUGCUAGUAGUUAAAAAAAUGAUCAUGUUUUAAGUUCUUAUAUAAUUACAAUGAACCUUAUGCAUAACUAAUUUUAUCGCAUAAUGAACAAUAAUUAAAGUCAGGAGAGACAGCGUAUUCGUCUUGCAGCAAGACACAGUAACGUUAUUCGAAGAUUUCGUAAAUCGACCGAAGUCAAUUCAAUCGUUUAAGACUUUAUCGACGUUUUGAUAAUUUUACUUCUGUACUUUUUUUUAAAUCGCGCAACGAUAUUUGUAUUUAUUAGUCGACUAAUUGUAAGUAAUCGUAAUUUAAAUCAGGUAUAUUUUUAUACAUCGAGAGGAUUGAACAUUUUCUCAUCGAAAAUUAUUAGAACACGGGUGCCUUGCGAACUUUUUACGCAUAAGAUAGAGGUGCUAUUUAUUGUUAGUAUUAUGAUACUUGUAUAUAUGUGAUGAACAGACGAAGUGCAACACACCGCGACUUAAGUGAUAUUUGUAAAAAAAUCAAGAACAUGGACAAUGAAUUUUAGCAAUGCAAAGAAUGUUCUAACAGAAAUUAAAUAUUUUUAACUCGUUCAUUAA